GCGCUCUCUGACGUUUGACGUCACCGACCCACGUGACUGGCAAGCCGAGCGCUCGCCGUCCUCCCCCGCCAGUCCGGUGUGGCACCAUUAUGAAAGACUCAUCCUCCGCUGGCUCCGGAGCGGCGAACGCUACUGGGCACCUUGUUUCACGGGCUGCGGGAUCCGCCCCCACAUUGAGCUGCCCCGAUAGAUGGCUGAGAGCCCCGGAGGAGACCUGCCAGAGCCUGCACGGUGACGAGAAUGUCCCAGAAAUCUUGGAUAGACAAUACAUUCACCAAGAGGGAAUGCAACUAUAUAAUUCCAAGCUCAAAGGACCCACACAGAUGCCUUCCAGGAUGUCAGAUUUGCCAGCAACUUGUGAGAUGCUGCUGCGGCCGUUUGGUCAGACAGCAUGCAUGCUUCACAGCGAGCGUGGCCAUGAAAUACUCCGAUCUGAAACUAGGUGAAAAUUUAAAUGAAGAGGCACAAGAGUGGUCGGUUGAAAAUAAUACAGAAGAAAGCCCGACAGAUGCAUAUGGUGUUAUAAACUUUCAAGGUGGUUCUCAUUCAUACAGAGCAAAGUAUAUUAGAUUGUCUUUUGACUCUAAGCCCGAAACCAUCCUACAGCUGCUAUUAAAAGAAUGGCAAAUGGAAUUACCCAAACUCUUGAUUUCCGUACAUGGCGGAACGCAAAAAUUUGAGCUUCACCCACGCAUCAAACAAUUAAUUGGCAAAGGUCUAAUCAAAGCAGCAGUGACCACAGGAGCCUGGAUAAUAACUGGAGGAGUUAAUGCUGGAGUUGCAAAACAUGUUGGAGAUGCACUUAAAGAGCACGCAUCGAGAUCAUCCCGAAAGAUAUGCACAAUUGGUAUAGCUCCUUGGGGAUUAAUUGAAAACCGUAAUGAUCUAAUUGGAAGAGAUGUUACUGCUCCAUACCAAACUCUGCUUAACCCUCUGAGCAAACUGAAUGUCCUGAAUAACAUGCAUUCUCACUUCAUAUUGGUGGAUGAUGGCACAGUUGGGAAGGACGGAGCAGAAGUGCACUUAAGGAGGGAGUUGGAAAAAACUAUAAACUUGCAGCGUAUACAUGCACGUAUUGGCCAGGGUGUACCUGUAGUUGCACUGAUAUUUGAAGGAAACCCCAAUGUUAUUGUCACUGUGCUAAACUAUCUUCAGGAAAGUCCACCUGUUCCCGUUGUAGUAUGUGAAGGAACUGGAAGAGCUGCUGAUAUAUUGGCUUACGUGCAUAAACAAACUGAAGAAGAUGGGACCCUUCCAGAGGGUGCUGACUCAGAAAUAAUUUCAACAAUCAAAAAAACCUUCAACUUCAGCCAGUCAGAAGCAAUUCAUCUUUUCCACACUGUGAUGGAGUGUAUGAAGAGCAAGGAACUUAUUACUGUAUUUCACAUUGGCUCUGAUGAACACCAGGACAUUGAUGUUGCAAUUCUAACAGCCCUUCUGAAAGGAACCAAUGCGUCUGCUCUGGAUCAACUGGUUCUAACACUGGCAUGGGACAGGGUUGAUAUAGCAAAAAAUCAUGUUUUUGUCUAUGGGCAACAGUGGCUGGUUGGGUCUUUGGAACAAGCCAUGUUAGAUGCCCUUGUAAUGGACAGAGUUGCUUUUGUCAAGCUUUUGAUUGAAAAUGGAGUGAGCAUGCACAAAUUCCUAACGAUACCCAGGCUGGAGGAACUUUACAACACAAAACAAGGUCCUACUAACCCAACUCUGUUUCAUCUUGUUCGAGAUGUAAAACAGGGAAAUCUACCCCCAGGCUAUAAAAUUACCUUGAUUGAUGUGGGACUUGUGAUUGAGUACCUGAUGGGAGGAACAUAUAGGUGCACGUACACAAGGAAACGUUUUCGGAUUAUUUACAAUAAUAUUCAUGGAGGAAAUCGGAGAUCUGGGCGAAAUACUUCAAGCAAUACACCUCAGAUGCGCAAAAACCAUGAUUCAUUUGGAACAAGGGCAGAUAAAAAAGAUAAAAUGCGGCACAAUCACUUCAUCAAAACAGCACAGCCUUACAAGCCGAAAGAUACAUCUGCAGAUGAUGGGAAAAAGAAGAGGUCCAAAGAUGAGUUUGUUGACAUAGAUGAUCCCGAAAUGAAACGCUUCCCUUACCCUUUUAAUGAACUGUUGGUUUGGUCGGUGCUGAUGAAAAGACAGAAAAUGGCUCUUUUCUUCUGGCAACAUGGAGAAGAGUCUAUGGCAAAAGCCCUGGUGGCCUGCAAGCUGUGUCGUUCUAUGGCAUAUGAAGCGAAGCAAAGUGAUGUGGUGGAUGAGACUUCAGAGGAGUUUAAAGAACACUCAAGUGAGUUUGGACAGCUUGCAGUUGAUCUGUUGGAUCAAGCUUUCAGACAGGAUGAAACUAUGGCAAUGAAGAUUCUUACCUAUGAGCUAAAAAACUGGAGCAAUUCAACUUGCCUCAAGCUUGCUGUAUCUUCACGUCUUCGCGCUUAUGUAGCCCAUACCUGUACUCAGAUGCUGCUGUCUGAUAUGUGGAUGGGAAGGUUGAACAUGAGGAAGAAUUCCUGGUAUAAGGUGAUUUUGAGCAUUUUGGUUCCUCCUACCAUCCUUAUGCUGGAAUAUAAAACAAAGGCCGAAAUGUCCCAUAUACCACAGUCUCAGGAUGCCCAUCAAAUGACCAUGGAUGACAGUGAAAACAACUUCCAACAUGCAACAGAAAACAUUGCCAUGAAUGUUUUUAAGGAAGUUCGAGUUUUUGACAACCUGGAUGUGAAGCAUGAAAUUGAGACUCAGGCAAAACCCCGAAAGCUUCCAAUCGCCCAGAAGUUUUAUGCUUUUUACCAUGCUCCAAUUGUGAAAUUUUGGUUCAACACCUUGGCAUAUUUGGGAUUCCUCAUGCUUUUCACAUUUGUAGUUCUUGUGAAAAUGGAAUUUGCUCCCUCUGUACAAGAAUGGAUCGUGAUUGCAUACAUUUUUACUUCAGCAGUUGAAAAGAUUCGGGAGAUAUUUAUGUCAGAAGCUGGAAAAGUAAAUCAGAAAAUCAAAGUGUGGUUUGGGGAUUAUUUUAACAUCACAGACACCAUUGGUAUUAUCACUUUCUUUGUUGGUUGUGGAUUAAGACUUGGAGCAUAUAGCAAGUUUUUGCAAGAUCCAGAAUUUAAUGAAGAUACCAAAGAUGAUAUCUCCAAAAUUCUUGUGGCUGGGAGAUUAACAUACUGUGUCAAUAUAGUUUUUUGGUACGUUAGAUUGUUGGACUUCUUGGCUGUAAAUCAGCAAGCUGGACCAUACGUGAUGAUGAUUGGAAAAAUGGUGGCAAACAUGUUUUACAUCGUUGUCAUUAUGGCUGUUGUGCUUUUGAGUUUUGGCGUUCCAAGACAAGCCAUCCUCUAUCCCAGCGAAGAGUCAUCUUGGGUCUUAGCCAGGAAUAUUGUUUUCCAACCUUAUUGGAUGAUCUUUGGUGAGGUGUAUGCUUACGAAAUAGACGUCUGUGCCCAUGACUCGCAAGUAGCAGAUCUAUGUAAUACUGGAACAUGGAUUACCCCAUUUCUUCAAGCAGUCUACCUCUUUGUACAAUACAUCAUUAUGGUUAAUCUUCUUAUUGCAUUCUUUAACAACGUGUACUUACAAGUGAAGGCCAUUUCAAACAUUGUGUGGAAGUACCAGAGAUAUCAUUUUAUUAUGGCUUACCAUGAACGACCCGUUCUUCCUCCACCACUAAUUAUUCUUAGUCACUUGGCAUCUGUAUUCUGUUUUGUGUGCAAAAGAAGGAAAAAAGACAAAUCUUCGUAUGGACCAAAAUUAUUCCUCACAGAGGAAGACCAAAAAAAGCUUCAUGAUUUUGAGGAACAGUGUGUUGAAAUUUAUUUCAAUGAAAGAGAUGACCGAUUUCACUUGGGAAGUGAAGAGAGAAUACGCGUUACAUCUGAAAGAGUCGAACAGAUGUGUAUUCAAAUUAAAGAAGUUGGUGAUAGAGUCAACUACAUCAAGCGUUCAUUACACUCAUUGGAUUCACAGAUUGGACACCUGCAGGAUCUGUCGGCUCUCACUGUGGAUACUUUAAAAACUCUCACUGCGCAGAAAGCUUCAGAGGCUAGUAAGGUUCACAAUGAGAUCACACGGGAGCUCAGCAUUUCAAAGCAUUUGGGCCAAAACUUAGUUGAUGAUGGCCUCAUCCGUUCUUCCAUGAGGAAAAAACAAAGUGUUGGAAAUUUCUUUGGAUCUUCCUUUCCCCAGGGAAGUCCUGAGGCAAACAGUAAUUUUCCGUUCAACAUAUCUCUGAGAGAUGAAAGAAAUGCCCAAAGCAAAAAGAGAAGUGAGCACAUGUCUUUUCCACCUUGGAGAGAAAAAUUAAAUAUCCCAGAGGCUGGUCCAUCUGGAAGUGCCUUAAUUUCUGCUGAAGACUGUACUCCCGAGCUGUUGAAGGACGUGCAAGGCUCAGAAUUGCUUCCUGAUAAUCAGAACCCUGGUAAUUUAACCAGUAGCGUCCCAAGCUUCAAAUCUCCUACCGCUACGUUUUUCGUAAGCACGCCAAAUCAGCCUAGUAAAAGUCAACUGGAAUUUGUACCCAUGCUUGAAAAAUCCAUUCAAAGGAACACUUCAAAAGAAACAGAAAAUAUUGUAGAAUAUGGUGCAUUUGUUGGUCAUAAAGAAAGUUUAAUGAUCCCGAAAAGAAAAGAACAUGCAACUCUGGACAAGGAAGAUGUGAAAGAAACUGCUCUUGAAACACUUCCUCCCCCGAACUUGAAGCAAGUGAGAUCAUGUGCGGGUUUCAUGGAAAUGAAUACACUUUCCCAGUCUCUGCGCAUGGACCAGUUACACACCAGUAGCAGGAGAGCAUCUCUGACGGAGGAUACAAAUGUGGAAGACUCAAAGCAAACUCUGACGGAUUGGCUAGAAGCUCACGUUUCUACUUCACACAAACCAAAACUACCUGUAGAAGUAGACACAUUAAAAGGUAUCGGAUCUCCCUUUAAACCGAUUGUGGAUAUUAAUUACUGCUAUUCAGCUGUUGAGAGAAAUAACUUGAUGCGAUUGUCACAGAGUAUUCCCUUUACUCCAGUACCUGUAAAAGGAGAACUGGUCGCUGUAUAUCGUUUGGAAGAAAGCUCCCCAAGCACCCUGAACAAUAGUAUGUCCUCUUGGUCACAAAAGGGACUGUCUGCCAAGAUAGAGUUUCUUAGUAAAGAAGAGAUGGGUGGAGGCCUGAGACGGGCUGUAAAAGUGGCAUGUACGUGGUCUGAAAAUGAUCUCCUCAAAGCCGGUCAUCUCUAUAUAAUAAAGUCAUUCCUCGCUGAAGUUGUCAACACAUGGUCAGGGGUAUACAAGGAAGACACAGUUCUUCAUCUCUGCCUUAAAGAAAUUCAACAACAGAGGGCAGCACAGAAAAUGACCUAUGCUUUCAAUACUAUGAAACCAAAAUCAAUUCCUUACUCCCCAAGGUUCUUAGAAGUUUUCCUCUUAUAUUGUCACUCAGCUGGGCAGUGGUUUGCCAUCGAGGAAUGCAUGACUGGAGAGUUUCGUAAAUACAACAAUAACAAUGGGGAUGAGAUCAUACCAUGCAAUAUACUAGAGGAAACCAUGCUGGCUUUUAGUCACUGGACAUUUGAAUAUACAAGAGGGGAGCUUCUGGUACUGGAUUUGCAAGGUGUUGGUGAAAAUUUAACUGACCCAUCAGUCAUCAAAUCUGGAGAAAAGCGGUCAUCAGAUCUGGUGUUUGGACCAGCAAACCUGGGUGACGAUGCCAUUAAAAACUUCCGUGCUAAGCAUCGAUGUAAUUCUUGUUGCCGGAAGCUUAAACUCCCAGAUUUGAAAAGGAACGACUACACUCCUGAUAAAAUCAUAUUCCCUCAGGAUGAAAAUACUGAAUCAUCAACAGAUCCUGAGAUUCCCACCAAAGAACCCAACAAUUCUAUUCGCUUGAUGUUGUAGCCGUAAGGCUAACUCUUCAUGACAAUUCACAUAUCCUGACAGAGUUGGGUAUAUGGCACAAAUGUGCACGCUGCUAGAAGUAUUUUUCAUUUUAAUGUAAAUGUUCUUUUUUCCCGUAAAGCCAUGCCUGUAUGUAUAGCUACGGAUUAAUAAAUAGGUCUGUGGUACAACACAGAAGUCUUCUGCAAGGGCAUGGCAGUUGUGUUGCCUAAAUGAAAUAAGUUGUAACUUUUAACUGUGCAUAGUGGCUAUCUUUUUUUAUACAUUUCAAUUUUAGCAGUUCAUUAUUAAAGCCAUGAUUGGCAGAUUCAUUAUUGUACAAAUGAAAGGAAAACCUUUUUAACUUCCUAUAAAUUGCCUUGUAAAGAGAUAAAUAAGUGCUUUUUCUUGUAUAUCUAAAAAAGCUUCAGAAGUUAGAUCUUCCAAAGACCUCAAACUGUACAACUUGUAUAUCAAAAGAGAAUGUAAACACUCUUGUACCAAUUUUUCAAUGUUUAAACUUCUGUACAAAAAUCUCUAUUGUUAUGUGGUACCUAAAUUAUGGGACAUUGCAAUGCAACUUAGCCAAUGAAUUGUAAUUUAAUUAUUCUUAUUGUUUAGAUGGAUAUGUCUGUAAGAAUUUUUUUAAUUUUUUUUUUUUUUAGAGGUACUAAAUGCAAGUUUUAAAUUACAGAACAAAUCAAAACGUUCUAUACAUAAAAUGCUGUAGUGUAUCUUAUAGAUACAAUACUUAUAAAGGCACGAACAAAACUAGACAUUAAAAUUAUGUUUUAUGUCUCUGGGGAAAGGUGAACUAUUAUACUGUAUACAUUUUAUAUAUCAUUUAAAUCUUAAAAAAAAAAAGAAAAUAAAUUUUAUUCUUCGCAAAUGUGUCCUUUCUUAAUCUUGUUUAAAUUGGAGCAUCCCAACAUAAGGAUCCAGAAAUAAAAACAUAAAACAUUUUUUA
Molecule: messenger RNA, 6817 nt
Organism: Pelobates fuscus (common spadefoot toad)
Lineage: Eukaryota; Metazoa; Chordata; Amphibia; Anura; Pelobatidae
Product: transient receptor potential cation channel subfamily M member 7-like
Exons: 39
Coding region: 241-5871 (1876 amino acids)
Biological process (GO): protein phosphorylation; calcium ion transport; monoatomic cation homeostasis
Cellular component (GO): plasma membrane
Molecular function (GO): protein serine/threonine kinase activity; ATP binding; calcium channel activity
Source: RefSeq, a predicted model, not a curated record